CCCCAGCUGUGUGGCCCUCAUUUUAGAGAAACAGCACCCUCCCCUCUUGCCCUCUGGUCUCACAUCACAGAGGGGCCUGGGGAGCUGUCACCUGCCAGUUGGGGACAGUGAAUGUGGCACUGCCUGUAUAGAGCUCACGGUUGACUGCUCGGCCAUCCUCCCAGACCCUUGGGGUGGGGCAGGCAAUGCUGGCAUUUUCCUGGAGGAUCCUGCGAGGUCGUGGGGGGCAGGGGUGGGGACAGGGGCCGAGGGGUGGGACUUUCUGGCCAUUGUAUAAGUCAGCCCCUCCUCACAGUGCUGUGAGAACAAGGCCCCAAACAAGGGCCAGCAGCGGCCCCUCCCACCCGUGCCUUCCUCACCUCCUGGGGAACAUGGUGCCCACAACAUUCCAGAGCCAGUGUGCCUCGUGGGAGGGCCUGCCUGCACAGUGGGCUCCUGCCUGGGCUCUGGGGGCCAGUGCUGGGCUCCCCGGCUGGAGCGGGGCUGGGGGAAGGGGCUGGGAGCCAUGCUCACACUGUCGUACCUGAUCACCCGCUGUGCCGGCAGAAUCCAGCGGGCCUCCAGGUGGCACCGUCAGGAGUUUGAGAAUGCCGAGGGGGAAGAGUACGCGGCCAACUUCUCGGUGCAGGGCUCCCCGGCGGUGGUGGCUCCGAACGGGCCCGACGUGUACGUCCUGCCGCUCACUGAGGUCUCCCUCCCCAUGGCUAAGCAGCCGGGGCGCUCAGUGCAGCUGCUCAAGUCCACAGACCUGGGCCGGCACAGCCUCCUGUACCUGGAGGAGAUUGGCCACGGCUGGUUCGGGAAGGUGUUCCUGGGGGAGGUGAACUCGGGCAUCAGCAGCUCCCAGGUGGUGGUGAAGGAGCUGAAGGCCAGCGCCAGUGUGCAGGAGCAGAUGCAGUUCCUGGAGGAGGCACAGCCCUACAGGGCCCUGCAGCACAGCAACCUGCUCCAGUGCCUGGCCCAGUGCGCCGAGGUGACGCCCUACCUGCUGGUGAUGGAGUUCUGCCCAAUGGGGGACCUCAAGGGCUACCUGCGGAGCUUCCGGGUGGCAGAGUCCAUGCCACCUGACCCCCUGACCCUGCAGCGCAUGGCCUGUGAGGUGGCCUGCGGCGUCCUGCACUUGCAUCGCAACAACUAUGUGCACAGUGACCUGGCCCUGAGGAACUGCCUCCUCACGGCUGACCUGACGGUGAAGAUUGGUGACUACGGCCUGUCUCACGGCAAAUACAGAGAGGACUACUUCGUGACUGCUGACCAGCUGUGGGUGCCGCUGCGCUGGAUCGCGCCCGAGCUGGUGGACGAGGUGCACUGCAACCUGCUGGUGGUGGACCAGACCAAGGCCAGCAACGUGUGGUCCCUCGGCGUGACCAUCUGGGAACUCUUUGAGCUGGGCACACAGCCCUACCCCCACCACUCCGACCGGCAGGUACUGGCCUAUGCUGUGCGGGAGCAGCAGCUCAAGCUGCCCAAGCCCCAGCUGCCACUGACGCUGUCGGACCGCUGGUACGAGGUAAUGCAGUUCUGCUGGCUGCAGCCAGAGCAGCGGCCCACGGCGGAGGAGGUGCACCUGCUGCUGUCCUAUCUGUGCGCCAAGGGCGCCACCGAGGCGGAGGAGGAGUUCGAGCGGCGCUGGCGCUCGCUGCGGCCGGGCGGGGGCGGCGCGGGCCCCGGGCCGGGGGCUGCGGGCCUGGCACUGGGGGGCGCUGGCGAACUCGCGGCCGCCUCCUCCUUCCCGCUGCUGGAGCAGUUCGCCGGCGACGGCUUCCACGCGGACGGCGACGACGUGCUGACGGUGACAGAGACGAGCCGCGGCCUCAACUUUGAGUACAAGUGGGAGGCGGGCCGCGGCGCGGAGGCCUUCCCACUGCCCGGAGGCGCGCCAAGCCCUGGGCGCGCCGCGCGCCUGCAGGAGCUCUGCGCCCCCGACGGCGCGCCCCCGGGCGUGGUGCCCGUGCUCAGCGCGCACAGCCCCUCGGUGGGCAGCGAAUACUUCAUCCGCCUGGAGGAGCCUACGCCCGCCGCCGGCCACGAUCUCGACUGCGCCGGCUGCGCCCUCAGCCCCCGCGGCACGGCCCCGCACCCUGACCCCGGUGACCACGACUCCGACUCCGACGGCAGCACAGCCACCUCGCUGGCCAUGGAGCCGCUGUUGGGCCACGCGCCGCCCGCCGACGGCCCCUGGGGCCACUGCGACUACUACUCAUGCAGGAGUGGCGCCCGGGACCCGCCCUGCUCCUCGCGCUCGCCCUCCCCCUCCUCCAGGGCCCUCAUGCUGGCGGAGCCUGGGGCGGAGGACACCGACUGGGGCGCAACCGCCUUCUGCCCGCCUUUCUUUGAGGACCCGCUGGGCACGUCCCCUUCGGGGAGCUCCGGGGCCCGGCUUUCCCCGGGUGCGGAGGAGCUGGGGGAGGCAGAGGCCCGAAAGGCCGCCCAGCACAGACACUGGAGUUCCAAUGUAUCGGCCAACAACAACAGCAGCAGCCGAGCAGCCGAGUCCUGGGACCCCGGCUAUGCGAGCAGCUACUCGGACUGCUGCCCUGGCAUGAAGCAGACCCUACAGGCUGUCCCUGAGCUGGUCCAUCCCCUGGCCCCAGAGGACCCCAGAGAGCCUCUCCUUGGGCCAAAGGGGGCCUCCUCUGGCCAGGAGCCGGGCUGUUGCCUUGGCCUCCCCGAUCUGUGUCCUGCUGAAGGCCUGGCAUCUGCCACCUGCCUGGUCACAACCCCCUGGACAGAGGCAGCUGUAAGCGGGGGUGACAGCCCCCAGGCAGAGCCCAGACUUGCAGAGGAGGCUGAGGGCUCUGCUGGACUCCAACUGCCCCUUCCCUCCAUCCCAUCCCCAUCCCAAGAGGGAGCCCUGCUUCCUGCUGAGGAGGCCAGUGCCCCCGCCGCCCUGCCUGCCUCCCCGACACCCGCCGGCAGUCAGUUGACUGCCACGGAGCCAGCCAAGACCCUGGACAGCAGCAGCAGCUCUUUGGAGCUGGAGGCACCAGGCAGUGAGGAUGAGGACACGACCGAGGCCACGUCUGGCAUCUUCACUGACUUGUCCAGCGAUGGCCCGCAGGCUGAGAAGCCAGAAGUGACACCGGCCUUCCGCUCCCUGCAGAAGCAGGUGGGGACCCCUGAUUCCCUGGACUCGCUGGACAUCCCGUCCUCAGCCAGUGAUGGCGGCUGUGAGGUCUUCAGCCCGUCGGCUGUUGGCACCCCUGGUGGGCAGCCCCGAGCCCUAGACAGUGGCUAUGACACAGAAAACUACGAGUCUCCCGAGUUUGUGCUCAAGGAGGCACAUGAGCUGUGCGAGCCUGAGGCCUUCGGGGAGCUGGCCUCAGAAGGUGAGAGCCCCGGGCCUGAGACUCGGCUCUCCACCUCCCUUGGCGGCCUCAGUGAGAAGAACCCCUACCGCGACUCGGCCUACUUCUCUGACCUGGAUCCUGAGCCUGAGCCCUCCUUGGGCCCCGAGGAGAAGCCAGGAGGUGUUCAGGCCCCGGGGCCAGAGCUGGACCUGGAGAGCCCGCAUAGCCCUGGGUUGCAGCCUGCACAGCCCUUCCUUGAGCCUGGGGUGUCCACAGAGGCACAGGGCGCUGGCCCCAGGGAAGUGCCGCCACUGCCGCUGUCUGAGGACUCUUUCCCAGAGCCAAGCGCCUGCCCCACGGGCCCCAGGCAGGAGACUCCCUGGGCCCUAGGCCCAGCCCAGGUGCCACCGGAGCCCAGCUCCGGGCGUUCCAAGAUUUUCUUGCUGACCCCGGUUCCACUGAGCUCAGAAGGCCACCGCGCUGAGCUCCAGGAGGCCCCGGGACUGCUGUCGGGCCUGGCCCUGAAGGAACGGACAGGGGGGCCGAGCGCCCCCAGAGCCCCACUCUGCCUGGCCGUGCCGGGACUCCCCACAGCCCCAGAGGGCCGGUCGGAGGAGGAAGAGGACGACAGCGACGACAGCGACGAGUCGGACGAGGAGCUCCGCUGCUACAGCAUCCAGGAGCCGAGCGAGGAGAGCGAGGAGGAGGUGCCGCCCGUGCCCGUGGUGGUGGCCGAGAGCCAGAGCGCGCGCAACCUGCGCAGCCUGCUCAAGAUGCCCAGCCUGCUGUCCGAGGCCUUCUGCGAGGACCUGGAGCGCAAGAAGAAAGCCGUAUCCUUCUUCGACGACGUCACUGUCUACCUCUUCGACCAGGAAAGCCCCACCCGGGAGCUCGGGGAGCCCUUCCCUGGAAGCAAGGAGUCGCCCCCCGCGUUUCUAGCGGGCAGCCUCAGCUCCCCCAGCGCCCCAGGCCGGCGGCGACGAGCGGACCGCUCCCCCGACGGCUCCGCGGCGGAAGCUGGCGCAGCGUUCGAAUGGGACGACGGCUUCCCGCUGGCGCCGGCUCCGGAGCCCGCCGCGCCCGCCCCCGCAGCGCCCCGCAAACCGGCCGCGUCCGGCCCCUUCUCGCGCUUCACCGUGUCGCCCGCGCCCGCAUCCCGCUUCUCCAUCACGCAAGUUUCCGACUCGGACGCCGGUUCCGUGGGAGGCCCUGCAGCAGGUGCUGGGGGCAGCUGCAAAGAGGCCUGAGGCCCAGGCAGCUCCCGCUUGGAGGCCAGUGUCGCCAGACCCCCUGAUGGUCCUGCUCCAGGAAGCAGCGAGGAUGGUGAUGGAGAGAGAGUGGGGACCGCAGCCCUGUCGGCGGUCGGCAGCAGCUUCCGGUGCCUCAGUGCCCCACGCAGCGCCCCGGAGCAGGGCAGGAUAAGAGGCCCCGCUCCAGCCAGGACAGUGGAGCCACGGUGCACGCCAGCCCAUGCUGCCCCGGGGGCAGGAUGUGUCCUGGACACUCGGGUUUGCUGCUACCCCUAGGGAUGCCCUACCGCCCGGGACCCGGGCGCUACUCCCCUUGCAGCUGCCCCUCCACCCUGGACGCUGCAGUUGGACUGGUUGGCCUCUGAGGCCAGGGGACCUGCUCUUGGCUGGGGGGCCUUGCACACCCUGCCACCUGGCUCCUGCAUGCGCUGCAGGAUGCUGUGUCCCACCCCACGCAAGAGCAGGCACAAGCCCGCUGGGACGGCCUCUCCCCGCCCCCUUCAUCCCUUCUGCCUGGUUCUGCGUUUGCUCAGUAAUAGAUGAGGACUCUGGGCUCGUGUGCCCCCCCUCCGCCACCCUUACCUCAGAGUCUGUGGCUGUAUUUCCCCUUCACUGACUCGGCUAACCCCGUGAGCGCUCCCUCCCCAAGGGUCUGGGCUGGCUCAUGCACCUGGGUCCCGCUGCUGGAGCCCAGGCAGGUGGGCCAAGCUGGGCAGCCCUGCCGCGGUGGCCCCGUUCUAGAGGUGCCCAUGGCUGGCUGGUGCAGGCAGCUCCCCUCUUCAGGGCACUGCCCAGCCUGGCCCAGCUGCCAAAGGACAGUGGGGGCUGUACCCCCCGGUCACUGUCCGGGGCUCCUGCCGGCAGGGAUGGGGAAGGCUGGAGCUGGGAGGGUGGUGGGGGCGGGGCAGCACAGGGACUAUUUUUGUAACCGAGAAUGGAAAUGGGCUGAUCUUAAGUUAUUGUUGCCAAAGAGAUGUAAAGUUUGUUGUUGCUUUGGGGGUGUGGGUGGGGGACUCAUUUGGGGUUUGUGGUUUUUGUUUUUUAUUAGUUUUAUUAGUUUGAGGCUUAGGAUGCUGGUGCAAUGAUUUUCCUGUUCCUUCUUUCUUUGUUUUUUAAAUCAAGCUAAGGAAAAAAAAGCCUUCGUGCUGCGUAUGUUUCCUUUGGGGUCUGCAGAUAAAACUCUGGGCAGGAGCAGGCAUGGCCAUGCUGGGUGGGGACCCAGCUGCCAGCUCUGCCUGGGGGGGGCACAGUAGUCCCUCCUGACCACAGGGAGUGGGGUGCAGGAGGGAGUGGCCCUUUUCCCCACACUGUCCUUUGUACACCUUGGUGGCACAAGACCGUGAUGUGGGUCCCCAGUAUGCCUGGUGGGGGUCUGUCCAGAGCAGGGGGGUCUGCUCCUGCAGCUGUCUCUUCCUGCCCCAUAGCUGGCUCUGCCUAGGUAAGGAUGCGGAGGGGGACCCACAGACCUCCCCAGGAAGCUUGUCCCCCUGCCUUCCCAGGGGCCAAGCCUGUCCCCCAGCACAGGGCCGGGACGGAAGCUGGGAGGCAGGGUUUUGAGGAGUUGGGGCUUCUGUGCGACACCACACCAAAUAUCUGCCCUGUGACCCUGCCUCCCCCACUGGGCCUGUCUCCAGCUUCUGUGAGGUGAGAGGCCUGUGUGCCCCUGGCCCCCCAUGCCAUGCUUCCCAUCCUGGGGAACGGGCAGGCACCUGAGGGCUCCAGAACCCCUCCUUGAGGGCCUGGGAGGAGCGAGCUCGGCCUGGAACUUC
Messenger RNA from Equus quagga, 6309 nucleotides. RefSeq names its product apoptosis associated tyrosine kinase (gene LMTK1). Bases 506 to 4537 code for a protein of 1343 amino acids. The transcript has 13 exons. Gene Ontology annotation, molecular function: protein tyrosine kinase activity; ATP binding. The record is from RefSeq and is a predicted model, not a curated record. NCBI's taxonomy places the organism in Eukaryota, Metazoa, Chordata, Mammalia, Perissodactyla, Equidae. Gene Ontology annotation, biological process: brain development; peptidyl-tyrosine autophosphorylation.